Molecule: messenger RNA, 1659 nt
Organism: Letharia columbiana
Lineage: Eukaryota; Fungi; Ascomycota; Lecanoromycetes; Lecanorales; Parmeliaceae
Exons: 5
Coding region: 1-1659 (552 amino acids)
Source: RefSeq, a predicted model, not a curated record
AUGACGCACAAAACCCCAGACGGCUACACCAUCCUUCUCCCCGACAUGGACAUCCACGCGCUCGUCAACGCAUCGCGAGCAGGAUUUGUACAAGAACUCCUGACGAAGAACCCUACUUUGCCCGCAACUCAACUCACUAAACAUAACCUCUUGUGCUGCUUUACGGGAAGAAUAGCCCGUUUAGGCCAGGGAGGUCCCUUUUCGACAGAGGUUAAAGCGCAGAUUCAGAUUGUACAGCAGCGAUGGCUUUCCUCCACAGCCGGAGACGUCCUUCACGAGCUCUUCGAUGGCAAGCUACGUAAAAUCGGUACAUAUCUACCCCCCAGCGUGUCCUCCACCGCGAGCGCAUCGGUUCCAAAGACACAAAAGAGCAGCAAUACUAUGGCGUCAAUCGUCCCAACAAACGGCAUGGAUCCUCGAGCGACGGGCACGAAACCGCCUGCCACUGCUCCCAGCGUGCCAGAGCGCGUUGGCUCCAACCAAUGUUUGACACGAGUGAGAUCGCGGCCGAAGCAUUCUGGCUCAAAAAGCAUGUCACCGUACAACAGAAAUGUGGUCGUGCAUAUGCCUCAUUUCUUAGGCCAGCAUUACAGAAAGAAGCUGGUACAGAGCGGGAACUGCCUCCUCAUCUCGCUGCCGUCGGAGACGGCACAUCCGCUGCCUACAAAGACGACUCACGCACACCUCUGCGAUGGCAUCGAUCAGGCUAAAAGCCUCCGUCGUAUUCAGCUAGUGUUGGCUUGCUAUCCCUCAAUCGUACUGGCGUAUGACAGCAAAGCCAACAAGGACCUGGCAGCACGGCAGAUCCGGAGCUUGAAAUUCCAGUUUGAGGACAACGAUCCCAUCAAGGUUGACAUACAAGAAUUUGGCGACAAUCCAGCAAGUGCCAAAGCUACCUAUACUCUUGGUCCUGGCUUUCUCUACUAUUGUGAUCACCGGGAGUCGCUCCAGCGUUUCUUUUGCAAAGAAGGCUUUGUGCCCAUCACCGACAUCAUUAGAACGCGGAGGACUGGCAUCCUGAGAAUAGAGUUACUGAUACGGUACCGCUUUUCUCCCGGGUUUCUGGAGAAAUUGAACGCCCUGCCAGGUGGUCACGGAGACAAUAGAAUCCCCACAGAACCAGCUGAGUCGUGUAGCCUGUGCCCGCGUGUUGCAGGCCAAGAUCGGCGUCAUUCCAGCCCGAAAGAUGUGCAUCUAUCAAUUGUGACGCCAUCUUCCCUACGCCGCGGCAAUGACGGUGCGAGCGCGGAGAAUUCUGCACGGCCUUGCCUGAGUAUACCAGGCCCCGCUCUUGCUGCUGCUCAUCCAUCACUGGAUGAUUUCAAGAUCACUAGUUACAUAGCAGUUUUCACUUUACUGAAUGGGUCUGAGGUUGCUAGGAAGGUUCCACCACGCCGUUUCGUGCGCGGCUUCAACCUAUUCCUGGACACCUUCUAUCCAGAUUCUGAUUUCGAAGCCAGACUCGCUGUGCUCCACCGAAUCGAUGGGGGCGAGCGCGUAGAUGACUGGGAACUUCUGUGUAAACAUUUGCGGAGAUAUUUUACCGAGAUCUACAUGUCUGAUGGCAAAGUCGUGAGUUCUAAGCGUAAGACUCUAGCUGGUGAUAACGGAGCAGCUCGAAAAACGCUAAGGCGUCCGGUCGCUGCCGAUUAUGUGUAG